AUGGCAGAAGUACCUGAAUACAACAACCGAAAGUCGGUCGUCCCGCUUGUCCCCUCCGCCAAGGAUUAUGCUUGGGGUAUCCGUGGAAUGGAUUCCCGAGUUGCCCGAUAUGCCUUGGAAAGCAAGAGUAUCGAUGAAGUCGAUCCAGAUACCCCGUAUGCCGAACUCUGGAUCGGAACUCACCCGAAAGGGCCUUCCAAGCUGAAGUCUGGCGAAGAUUUGCGAGACGUUGUGGGCGAAGAUCUUCCCUUUUUGUUCAAGGUUCUGAGUGCAGGAAAGGCUCUAUCCAUUCAAGCCCACCCUGACAAGGAACUUGCCGCUCGUUUGAAUAGUGAAAACCCCAAUGCGUAUGGAGAUGACAACCACAAACCUGAAAUGGCCAUUGCUCUGACGCCCUUUGAAGCCAUGUGUGGCUUUCGUCAAAUUGAAGAAAUUGCCUUCCUCAUCAAGAAGCAUCCAGAAUUUGCUGCUUGUCUGAGCCAAGAAGCCAAGUUGGCAACCUUUUUGGCCCAAGAUCCCGACAGUCAAAAGGAUGCCCUGCAAAAAGUCUUUUCCAGUUUUAUGCAGUGCGAUGCAACAGUUUCGUCGAAAAAUUUGGCUCUGCUAUUGCUGAGAUUGCAAGCCGAACAAUCCAAAUUUCAUCGACACCCCCACGACGAACCUGCCUGGGAGCGCAAGUGUUCUCGGGCUGUGCUGAGAUUGGCCCAACAGUUUCCUGGUGACGCUGGUGCCAUGGCGCCAUUCUUUCUGAAUUACCUAUUGAUUGCUCCCGGUGAAUCCUUUUUCAUGGCAGCCAAUGAACCCCAUGCCUAUGUGGCUGGUGAAAUCAUCGAAUGCAUGGCCUGCAGUGAUAAUGUGGUCCGAGCAGGAUUGACCCCUAAAUUCAAGGAUGUUGACAACUUGGUCGAAAUGUUGACCUACAGCAUGGGCGGACCAACCAUUGAUGCAGGAGCAUACAUGGAAGAGACUGGAUCCAAGGUGAUUCGAUACACACCACCAGUUCCAGAAUUUGAAGUCAUGAUGUUGCACAUUAAUCCGGGAGAAACAUUGAAUUACAAGAAUCCUGGAGUUCCAGGCAUUUUGAUUAUUUUGGAGGGAUCUGGUGAACUCGACGGAAAAUUGGUUCGGCCGGGACGUUCUUAUUUCUGGCCCACUGAUUCUCCCGAACUUGAAUUUGUCGUUGCCAAGGAUCGUCGGGGUCCCAUGAAGGUGGCCUUGGCACACAAGAAUUGUCAUUUGCACAGUCCGACCGCCAUUAACCGAAUGAAUUUUGGAGGAGCUUCCAGUCGCCGAACAAGCGUUCCACCAUCUCCAUUGCCAUACAUGGGGUUGGGAAAUACUACACCAUCAUUUGAAAGAGAAGAAGCCAUCAAGGAUGGGGCUUUGGACCAUGCCAAAAUGCCAAAGUUGUAA
This is a messenger RNA of Cylindrotheca closterium, 1413 nucleotides long. NCBI's taxonomy places the organism in Eukaryota, Bacillariophyta, Bacillariophyceae, Bacillariales, Bacillariaceae. The record is from the annotation of a GenBank genome assembly.